Molecule: messenger RNA, 1770 nt
Organism: Musca domestica (house fly)
Lineage: Eukaryota; Metazoa; Arthropoda; Insecta; Diptera; Muscidae
Exons: 1
Coding region: 1-1770 (589 amino acids)
Source: RefSeq, a predicted model, not a curated record
AUGCUUAGCUCUGCUUUAGCCAACAACUUGACGGCAUAUUUUCCCUUCCACAAUGACAAUGAAGUGGUGACUCAUGAAGAACUUUUAUGGAAUAUUUGGCAGGAGCAACCCUAUGAGGGGUUAUUAGUAAUACAACACAAUCGUAUCGAAGAUUUGGGACUAAAUCUACUGCUGCGGAUACCUCAAAUUAAAAUAAUUCUUACCAAGGAUUCACGCUUAGAAUAUAAACAUAAAAUUGGAAAUUCAAAUAUUUUAACCAUUAUUAUGGUAUCGGGUUACCUGAAUAUGGAAAUAAUGGAAGCAACUGCAGUUACACUAAAUUAUAUGCGUCAAGUCAGAAUCUUGUGGCUAGUGGAAAAUGUCACAGACACUGAAGGUUUCAAGGAUUUGGUACUGCAACAAAGCCAAUACCACAAAAUGACAAACGUCAUUUUACAUUUCGUUGAGUUGAGGGACGUGUAUCAUUUCAUUAAACCUUAUCCAAAAUAUCAUUGGACUUCGGGUAGUGUAAAGGAUAAUAAUGGGGCCUAUUAUCCCCAGCAUUGGUGGAAUUUACAAAAUAUGACCCUUUUGACCGAUGUGGAUUUGAUUUCACCUCGUGCCCUCAUAUACGAAGAUCAGAAUAAAAAUAUCAAAUUAAAUGGUCUGGUGGUCAGAAUGGUGUUGCUGUUUGCGGAAUACUUCAAUGCUACUCUAAAAAUGUAUCAUCCUCUGGAGGUGGGCAAAAAGUUGACUCAUUUCAGUGUUAUCCUAGAAAUGGUUGAUGAAAACCUCCUGGACAUCCCCAUGGCCGUGGACGGUUCAUAUGACGACAGAUGGUUUAACAUGACAGAUCCAUAUGAAAUAGACCAGAUCAUGAUCAUGGUACCGCUUUCGCCACAAUAUACCCUGCAUGAAAUAUUCGGCGUUUUAAUGGAUCCCCUCUUCUUUGCCUGUCUAAUGGGUUUUUCAUUGUUGCUCUCCUUGGCCCAUGUUGUCAUUGACUAUUAUGCUGAUGGCGUUUGGCGCUUAAUGGAUAUAUUGAUGAGUGAGAAAGUGUUUCCGGGGCUAAUGGAUCAGGCCUUUUUGAUCCGAACUUCAGAAUGGUGGAGCCAUCGCAUAAUUUUCUUUUUAAUUGGUUUCACCGGCCUUAAUUUGUACGCUCAGUUUUCCGGAAGAAUGAACAGCCUUUUCACCAGUCCACCCUAUCAUCCACAGGUUCGCACAUUUGCCGAAUUGAAACGAUCCCAAAUCAAGCUACUAGUCGAUAUUGCUGAUGCCCGAAAAUUGGGUUACUUCUACAGUGAACGGAACAUCAAUGCCAUCUACACAAAUACGUCGAAUUUCAUUGAGGUGCGUGCCAGUCUCGACAACACAUACUGCUACUUUGUGCGCACGGAUUCUUGGAGCAUUUUUGAUGAAAUCCAAAAGUACUUUUCAAAAAAGAUUUUUCACGUUCCCGACGACUUAGUUUUAUUUUCAUUGGCAAUGUGGGGUUUCAAGUUGCAAUUUAAUUCCCCCUUCAAGGAACCACUAAAUUAUUUGAUACAUCAAGUUCGGUCAUAUGGUCUGCGUGAAGCCUGGCGACGCAGUGUAGUUUCCGAUUUACUUAAACUGAAGGAAAUUUCAUUGUGGGAACCUAAUCCGACUGUUGAACGAAUGUACCUCACCGUGGACGAUCUUUUUUGGGUUUGGGUAAUGGUCGCAGUUGGUUGUUCAGGUGGUGCGGUUGUAUUCUUUGUUGAAUUGUGUAUUUCAAGAAAACGAUGGCGGAUAUUCACAUGUUCCUAA